AUGAACGUCGCAGACUCUGCUGAGAUCGGCGCUGUCGUCGCUGCGCAGACCGAUGUCCCCGAUUCCAAUAUCGAGAAGAAGCCUCUCAGCAAAUCUCCUAGCAUUGAGGAGCUUCCCGCCACGAAGAACGAAUAUCAUGUGACCGAGGAAAAUGAAGUCCUUCACAAGCUCCAUCCUACCAAGGAGGAGAUGCAAACCCUUCGCCGUGUUGCUGGUCCUUUGAACUGGAUCUCGUUUAGUGUAGCAUUUGUGGAAUUAUGCGAGAGAUUCUCUUAUUAUGGAACCACAGCUGUUUUCGUCAACUUUAUUCAGCACCCCCUUCCGCCCGGUUCCUCUACUGGCGCUCUCGUCAACGGCGAAUCCAAUAUUCCUGGUGCCUUGGGCAUGGGCCAGCGCGCGUCUACCGGUCUGACUUUGUUCAAUUCGUUCUGGUCGUACAUCAUGCCGCUUGCCGGUGCCUUCAUGGCUGAUCAAUACUGGGGUCGUUUCCGUACCAUUAUGUUCUCCAUCGCUGCCGCACUAGUUGGUCACUUGAUUCUCAUCAUAUCCGCUCUGCCUCCCGUCAUUAGCAACCCCAAUGGUGCUAUUGGCUGUUUUUCAAUCGGCCUCAUCAUCAUGGGUAUCGGAACUGGUGGUUUCAAGUCCAACAUUUCUGCCCUGAUCGCGGAGCAGUACCCAGACGAUGCACCGAUCAUCAAGACACUGCCGUCUGGUGAACGCGUCAUUGUGGACCCUGCUGCUACGGUCGCCCGUGUUUAUCUCUACUUUUACCUGAUGAUCAACAUCGGUGCCUUGACUGGUCAGAUUAGCAUGGUUUACGCUGAGCGUGAGAUUGGUUUCUGGUUGUCCUACCUUCUUCCCACAAUCAUGUUCCUCUUCUGCCCCCUUGUCCUCUUUUUCUGCAAGAGACACUAUACUCUGGUGCCUCCCACCGGCUCAGUGUACACCCAGGCUUACCGUCUGAUCCGCGAGGCUUGCCGGAAGCACUGGACCCUCUCCACCGUCAAGGUGGCCGGCAUUCCCUUCAAGUCGUACAAGAAAACCGGGACCGAUUUCUGGGGCGCUGUCAAGCCUAGCACCUAUGGAUCUGACCGUCCCAACUGGAUGGUCUUUGACGACGAAUGGGUUGACGAGGUCGCCCGUGGACUCAAGGCGUGCAGGGUGUUCUUGUGGUAUCCCUUGUUCUGGCUUGCCUACAACCAAAUGCUCAACAACCUGACCUCCCAGGCCGCUACCAUGCGCUUAGGUGGUGUUCCCAACGAUAUCAUUAACAACCUGAACCCCUUCGCCUUGAUCAUCUUCAUCCCCAUCUUCGACCAUGUGCUCUUCCCGUUCCUGCGCCGCAUGGGUAUCAACUUCACUCCACUCAAGCGUAUCACAGCCGGCUUCUUCUGUGCUGGUACAUCCAUGAUCGCCGCAACUGUUACCCAGCACUACAUCUACAAGCUCAGCGACUGUGGCAAGCACGCCAAUGACUGCCUCGCGGACGGCAAGCAUUCCAACAUCACCGUCUGGGUGCAGGCCAUCACUUAUAUUUUGGGUGGUAUUUCCGAGAUCCUGGCCUCGGUCACUUCCCUCGAGUAUGCCUUCACCAAGGCGCCCAAGAACAUGCGUUCGCUCGUGCAGGCCGUCGCGCUCUUCAUGAACGCCUUCUCCUCGGCCAUUGGUCAGGCCUUUGUCGGUCUCUCUGAGGACCCUUUACUUGAGUGGAACUACGCUGUGGUCGCUAUCCUGGCCUUCGUUGGAGGAGCUGGGUUCUGGGCAACGAAUUAUAAGCUUGAUAGACAGGAGGACGAGCUCAACACCCUCGUACAGUCACGCUAUGAGGGUACAGGACUGAAGGGAGAUGAGGAGGCCCGGGCUUGA
Aspergillus calidoustus is the source of this 1866-nucleotide messenger RNA. Lineage: Eukaryota; Fungi; Ascomycota; Eurotiomycetes; Eurotiales; Aspergillaceae. The record is from the annotation of a GenBank genome assembly.